This is a messenger RNA of Plasmodium knowlesi strain H, 2253 nucleotides long. RefSeq names its product glycosylphosphatidylinositol anchor attachment 1 protein, putative. The transcript is spliced from 5 exons. Gene Ontology annotation, biological process: attachment of GPI anchor to protein. The record is from RefSeq and is a predicted model, not a curated record. Lineage: Eukaryota; Apicomplexa; Aconoidasida; Haemosporida; Plasmodiidae. Gene Ontology annotation, cellular component: GPI-anchor transamidase complex; membrane. The coding region runs from base 1 to 2253 and encodes 750 amino acids.
AUGGGUUUUUCGGAGAAUCCUAAGUUUUUUUUGUUAGUCAAGAAGGUCUUAAAAAAGUGGAAAUUUAUAGGAAUCAGCCUAUCUGUCGUGGGCUUGGCUUACCUUUGCGUGUUCAACAAAUUUAGCAAAAAGGCCGAACUGGACGCGCUGAACUUUUCGCAAUUCCCAGGCAAUUCCAAUUUGAGCAAAACGGAUGAAGACUUCCUAAACAACACGAGCAGAUAUUUUUCAAAUUAUGGAUUGAAGGAAGAUAUAAUAGAUGUAAUAAAUGAGUACAUCAGAAGCAUUUCCCCGUUUGUUCAAACGACGAAGCGAAAGAUUAGGGGGAAGGGUGAUAUACUCAUCAGCACUGUGGCAUGCAAAUUUUGCAACAACAUGGAAAAUAUAAUCGUUGUAGUCAACUUCGAUUACAAGGAAAGGAAAAAUUUUCAUGCAAUUUCAGUUGGUUUAACGUUAAUGAAUUAUUUUCAAAACUGCAAUUAUAUGAGUAAGGAUAUUAUAUUUUUGUUUACGAACAAGGAAUGGCUAUAUUCCUUAGGAGUACAGAAAUUUGUCGAGAAUUUUUUAUAUAGUAAUGAUGUAAGGAAUGGUAGGAAGGCCCUGUCCAGGUCGGCCAUCAUAAUAGAAUUUGAUUCUGUGUACCCUUCACAUAUACACAUAAAUUAUGAAGGGCUAAAUGGGCUCUUGCCUAACCUGGACUUUAUCUUGCUACUAACGAAUGAGCUAAACUACUACAACAUUCCUGUGAAAGUGGAAUCCCCUCAUCAUGCGAUCUUUGACAUGGCUUUGGAGCGGGGCUACGAGAAGGGGCACGUCUACUUUUUGAGGGAAAACAUUGCAGCCUUCACCGCCGUAGGUGUGAGUAAGAUCCCGUUGAAAAACAAAAUGCUAAAUUUGUUUAAUUUUACCAAGUCGAUGGAAAGUUUUAUAAGGAGCCAAAGCAAUACCCCCGAAGGAUUUUGUCACUCAUCCAACUUUUACUUUUUCGAUACGAUUAGAAGAAGAAUUCCCAUCAGUGUGUACUGUUACAGUGUCUACUUAAUAUGUGCCUACGCCAUUUUGAAGUUACUAAAAGGGUCCAUUUUGCGAAGUUACACAAAUCUGAUGGUGGGUCUGUACGCCUAUGUAAAAACCAUUUUUAUAAUUUCAUUGCCUAUAUAUUUAUUUUCCACAAAUGAUAAAAUUUACGAAGUGUUAAGAUUGGAAAAGAAGCUUCCACUUUGCACAGAAUGGCAUCCAGAUCGUUACGAAAAUUACGUGGAAAUAGCGCACUACUGGUGGGAAAUCCUCAUCCUCUCCAUCAUUGUGGCCCUUGUUUUUAACUACGUAAUUUCUUGUAUGGUUAAAAAAAUCAACAAGGUGAAUAAAUAUGAGAAGGUCCAGAAAAUUGAAAAAAUUGACCUUUUGGAUAAGGUAAAAAAGUUGAAUAAUAAAAUAAACAGUAUAUCUGGAAUAAGCCAUCUUUAUGCGAAUUUGGAUAAUGAAGAUAUUUUAGCUAAGUGGAGUGAUUUUUCCAAUUUGACUAAACCGAAAAUUGUGCAUAGUGAUGAUGAGGAGUUCCUUCGGGAGAAGAAAAACAGAACCCUGGUUAAGAAGCUACAGGACGAAUUGGAUGAGGUGGAGAAGACAUUACAACUAUUCGACAGCGGAAAUGUCCUGUACAUUUUUAAGAAUUCUAUCGCUCCCUAUUAUUCGAUAAUGAGUUGCAUGAAUUGCUUUUUCUUCAUUUUUGUUGUGCUCCUGUCGUCGCUGUACAACUGGUCCUACUCAGUCCUCUUCAGCGUGCUCUUCGUAAUUCCCGUGUCUAUCCUCCACAACGCAAAGACACAGCGCAAGAAAGUGAUCCAGAAGGCCAUAAUUUUGACGUUCAUUCUGAUGGGCCUAGUACUGAUGUAUCCCUACGGAGGUUUCAUUCUGAACGCAAGAGACAAACUGAUAAAGGAACUAAUAAACGGAUUUGCAAAGUGCCAGAAAUAUUUGGCAAAGUCAAAGUUAGCAGAUACUAAGUACUUCCCUAAUUUUUUGGAAUUCCUAUGCUCGAACAAAAUUUUCGAACCGUUACAUUUAAAUAAAUAUUAUUUAAAUAAUCAGAACAUCAAAUUUAAUUACAACAAUAAUAUUAAGAACGAAGUUUUGCUAAAUCUGUAUAGCAUGGCUAGAAACCAUUACUGUGUUGGUUCACAAGUGUAUCCUCUUAUAUGUUUCACUUUUUUUCCCGUUUUUUUUUUCAUAAUAUAUGUUUUUUUUUGUUAG